Molecule: messenger RNA, 4553 nt
Organism: Dipodomys ordii (Ord's kangaroo rat)
Lineage: Eukaryota; Metazoa; Chordata; Mammalia; Rodentia; Heteromyidae
Gene: Cstf2
Product: cleavage stimulation factor, 3' pre-RNA, subunit 2, 64kDa
Exons: 16
Coding region: 99-2000 (633 amino acids)
Biological process (GO): mRNA 3'-end processing
Cellular component (GO): mRNA cleavage and polyadenylation specificity factor complex
Molecular function (GO): mRNA binding
Source: RefSeq, a predicted model, not a curated record
UUUGCCCACGAGUUUCCGGCUUAUAGCGUGGUCUGAGCGGGGUGCGCAUGCCAUAGCGAAAAGUGCUUAGGCGCACCGGAAGUCGCCUGAGGGGAGCGAUGGCGGGUUUGACUGUGAGGGACCCUGCGGUGGAUCGUUCUCUUCGUUCUGUUUUUGUGGGAAACAUUCCUUAUGAAGCUACAGAGGAACAAUUGAAGGACAUCUUUUCUGAGGUUGGACCUGUUGUUAGUUUCAGAUUGGUGUAUGAUAGAGAGACUGGAAAACCAAAAGGCUAUGGCUUUUGUGAAUACCAAGAUCAAGAGACAGCACUUAGUGCCAUGCGGAACCUGAAUGGACGUGAAUUUAGUGGGAGAGCACUUCGAGUGGACAAUGCUGCUAGUGAGAAGAACAAAGAAGAACUGAAGAGCCUUGGCACUGGUGCCCCUGUCAUUGAGUCACCAUAUGGAGAGACCAUCAAUCCUGAGGAUGCUCCCGAGUCUAUUAGUAAAGCAGUUGCCAGUCUUCCACCAGAGCAGAUGUUUGAGCUGAUGAAACAAAUGAAGCUUUGUGUCCAGAAUAGUCCCCAGGAAGCACGGAACAUGUUGCUUCAAAACCCACAGUUGGCUUAUGCUUUGCUGCAAGCACAGGUAGUGAUGAGAAUUGUGGAUCCAGAGAUUGCCCUGAAAAUUCUUCAUCGCCAGACAAAUAUCCCAACACUGAUUACAGGCAACCCUCAGCAACUCCAUGGUGCCGGGCCUGGCUCAGGAGCCAACAUGCCAAUGAACCAGCAAAAUCCUCAGGCCCCACAGGCCCCGACUUUGGGUGGAAUGCAUGUCAAUGUCAAUGGCGCACCUCCUCUGAUGCAAGCUUCUAUGCAGGGUGGAGUCCCAACACCAGUGCAAAUACCACCUACUGUAACAGGACCUGGCCCAGUUUCCUUAGCUCCUGCAGGUGUAAUGCAGAGCCAGGUUGGAAUGCCAGGAAGUGGACCGGUGCCUAUGGAUCGGGGACAAGGAACCCUACAGCACUCGCCCGUGGGACCCGCCGGGCCUGCAUCAAUUGAGCGAGUUCCAGGGCAGAGAACAUGGAUGAUAUGGGCAUCUGUCCGAGGCUGUACUCCCUCCCUACUGGUGUCAGGAGGCUUGGAUGGAAUAGCAGUCUUGCCGAUGCAAGACCCCAGAGCAGCUAUGCAGCGGGGAUCCUUGCCUGCCAAUGUCCCAACUCCUCGAGGUCUGUUAGGAGAUGCUCCAAAUGACCCACGUGGAGGCACUUUACUUUCUGUAACUGGCGAGGUAGAGCCUCGAGGUUACCUGGGACCACCUCAUCAGGGUCCACCCAUGCACCAUGUUCCUGGCCAUGAAGGCCGUGGACCACCCCCACAUGACAUGAGGGGAGGUCCAUUACCUGAACCUAGACCUCUAAUGGCAGAGCCAAGAGGACCCAUGCUUGAUCAGAGGGGUCCACCUUUAGAUGGCAGAGGAGGAAGAGAUCCCCGAGGAAUAGAUGCACGAGGGUUAGAGGCCCGAGCUAUGGAAGCAAGAGGACUGGAUGCCAGAGGAUUGGAAGCCCGUGCCAUGGAAGCUCGUGCCAUGGAAGCCCGUGCCAUGGAAGCCCGUGCCAUGGAAGCCCGUGUCAUGGAAGUCAGAGGCAUGGAUACAAGGGGCCCAGUUCCUGGCCCUAGAGGACCUAUGCCUAGUGGAAUGCAGGGUCCUAGUCCAAUUAACAUGGGCGCAGUUGUUCCCCAGGGCGCUAGACCGGUCCCAGUCAUGCAGGCAGCAGCUAUGCAAGGAGCAGCCAUGCAAGGAGCAGCUAUGCAAGGAGCAGCUAUGCAGGGUGGAAGCCAACCUGGUGGUUUUAGUCCUGGACAGAGCCAAGUUACACCACAGGAUCAUGAGAAGGCUGCUUUAAUCAUGCAGGUUCUUCAGCUGACUGCAGACCAAAUUGCCAUGCUGCCUCCUGAACAAAGGCAGAGUAUUCUAAUCUUAAAAGAACAAAUCCAGAAAUCCACUGGAGCACCUUGAAAGAAUUUCAAAUAUGCCUGGUGACACAUCUGGAAAUUCCGUAACUUCAUUGAAAUGUUGAUAAAAAUGUUACUUCUGCAUCCUUACCCCUGAAUGACCCAAGUUGGUGCCAGGUGGAGGACUCCCAGAACAAAACAAAUUUUUUUGUCUUAGUUUGUAUAUUUUCUGUUACAUUAAAUAAACUUUGAACACAAUUUUAGUACACUGCAAAUUAAUAUACAUGACCAUUUUACUUUUACAAUGCUAAAACACCAAGGGCGGAACUUAGAUAUGGUUUCUACCCUUACCAUUAUACUAUCUUGCCAUAAUUCUGUUUUUACUGUAGGACAUUAAUCAUUUAUUUUGAUGAUAUUUGAGAAUUUCUCAGAAGCAGUGUUUUCUGGAACUUAGUUUUUGUUGAAUUUUCUUCCAGCCAGAUAAUAAGGCUUUGCCCUUUAAAAACUGUAGAUUUUCUGAAUCUUCUGGGAGAAGUAGCAUAUGCUCAGAGCUAUUAAAUGGUUCGAAGGCGAGCAAAGCAAAGAGUAUACCACAGCAGUGUGUGUUUGGUUUAGAAAAAUCCAAUUAUUGAAAUACACUCAUCUGUAGUAGGUCUGAACAUUUGAGAGUUCAAAGAUUGUGUUGGUACUGGUUUCAGUGUGUAUCAACAACACAAAAGACUGUUGACAUUUACUUGUCUGUUAUAAAGCUCUUCAAUGUAGUUAAGAAAAGUCACUGGUUUUUCAUAUGUUCAAAGUAAAUUAAAAACUAAAAGAAAUGAAUGAAAUUUAUUUCAUUCUAUCUUCCAGGAAAUCACUAACUUUGCAGUCCUCUGGACUCAAACUUAUUCUGAGAACUUGAAACAGAAAUACUAAAACUUUUACAUUCUUAGCUCUUUUAAAGGGGACCAAAUGUAGAGCACAAGCAGUCAGAUUGCUCAUUAAGUCUACCUGCUUUCUUGCAAAUAGGUAUGGACAUUAGCUAGUGCUAAUGAGCUCUAACUUACAGAUCUCCUUGCCUUGUAUUCUCUCUUCUCAUAGUGGCAGUAAGGAAGAACAUUGUUUCUCUCCAUCAGGCCAGCCUCAAGAGUUGCCUUAAUAACUAGUAAAGUUCUACUUAAAACCUCUUUUGAGCCUGCUUGUAGUCUCAGAAUCCUACUCUGGUUGAGUAUUAUGGUCAAGUGAAUUAAAGCCCUGGCAUAGGCAAAUAGAAUGUGAUAGCAUAUUGCUUACAUUCCAGAUGAAAGAAUGCAAAGAUAAUCAACUUCAGGAAAGACAGUAAAAGGGAAGGAUUCUUCAACUGCAGUAUAUAAACGUUUAACACAAAAUGGGCUGGAUUGUUCCUACAACUUAACGAGAACUCCAAACAGCUGAGGAACUUUAUGAGUAUCCUAUUCAACCCCCAUUCAGCUUGGAUGUUAAUUAUGCAUAGGGUUUAUUGUUUCAUUACCUUUUCUGCCUCUGUGAAUGUGUUGGUUUUAAAACUGUCAUAUUUUAAAGUAUCAAAAUAUUUAGAACUUGAGACCAAGAGUGAAGCAUUUUCUGUCAGGAACUCCAGUUUCAAGUAACUCAGAUCUCAAAUCAAGGAUACUAAAGAUUGAAAUUACUGGUGAGCAGUUAAUUGACUAAUAGGAACUGUAUCAUUAAGGUUUCAUUGUACUUUUUUCCAAAGCCUUUUUAAAUUUAGAUAUCUGAAGCCCAGAUGAACAAUGGCAGCAGCAGUGGCAUCCUACUUUAUCCCUAUGGAAACAGUCAUCAGUAGUUUUUACUGAUGUGAUAACAUUUACUGCGAGUUCAUGAACUGCCUUUAUGUUAUUCAUACUAGUGACCAAAAAAAAGUCAUAACUAAUUCUUCAAGUCAUACAGGCUUCAAAUAAUUAAAAUCAAUCAUUUGUUCUUGGUCAUUUAUGUGUGGAAAAUAGGUGCUCUCAUGCUGAUUCAGUCGACACAUUUAUAAAUCUAUAGUGAGUUCAGUUGUCUUAGAACACAGUUGAAGUGUGCAAUUUUCUCCUUGAGAGCCUGGGGCUUCUUCCCCACUACGGAUUCACUGUGACUACUGGCAUCUUAGAGCCAGUGUGGUUAUUGGUAGAUGGGAGAAGUCAUUUUAUGGGAAAAUGUCAUUUUGCAUGUCAUUAGAUACAUGAUUUCUUAGUGAAUAGGUAGGAGCCAAAGGUCUACAGCAAAAUUACAAAUUCUGUAUUAAUUUUAACCACAGGUGGCGAUAAAGAGCUUCUGUCAACUAAAUUCAGUCAUCCCAUGGUGGAGAACAAGUUUUCCCGUUUUAUUUCCAACAGAAUUAAGAUGAUAGUAUAGCUGACUUUGAAUUAUAUUGCAAUGAGUAUGCUUUUAAGAUUAUCUUUCUCAAUUGGAAAGUCUAGAAAAAGUGACUCAAUAGCAGAGAAAGAAAAUCCUUUGUUUUCUGAGGAGCAAAAAUUGGCAAAGCUGUUCACACUGGAUGAGACUGUGUUUAUUAAUGUACCUAGUUGGUGUUAUAUGGGGAUGGGGUUCUUGGUAAUUUUAUAUUCAUUGUUUAUUAUUUAUGGUUAUGUUUUGUCAUUGAUUCAAUAAAUUUUAUUUA